Molecule: messenger RNA, 2213 nt
Organism: Rattus norvegicus (Norway rat)
Lineage: Eukaryota; Metazoa; Chordata; Mammalia; Rodentia; Muridae
Source: RefSeq, a predicted model, not a curated record
AGGAGCCGGGGGGUCCCCCAGAGGUGCUCUCUGAGGAGUCCAUUGGGGAAGAAGUCCCCGAGGAGGAUGGAAUCUUGGUUUUGAACAACCAAACCCUGAGCCUGGCACUGCAGGAGCAUUCAGCCCUGAUGGUGGAGUUUUGUAAGUGCUUGGGCCAGUGGGCUGGAAACCAUGGUGGUAGCAUAGGGGUUCAGGCCUCUACUUCCUGGAUGUGGCCUUUCUCGUGGGCACCCUGCCUCCUGAGUCCCAGGAUCUCUGAGAGAAUGCCUGGACUAGAGGUUGUGAUGUUGAGAAGGGUUGCUGGUGGUCCAGAAGGAGAGGUGUUGGUAUAGGGGGUACCCUGAGGACACAUGGACCCUCAGACUCCCCGCCCCCCCAAUGCUCUGUCUGCCAUGGCCACAUACUGAUGUUACUAUCUUUGGAGCCUCUAUUCUAAACAGCUGGUCACUGGUUCUUCUGUGGUUUCUUAAAAUCUUUAAAAAAUGUCAAAGCAUUCUUAGCUGGUGGGCUUCAGAAAGUAGUUACAUGUGGCCCUGGGAGAGAGGAAGCAGGGUUCUUCUCAAACUCUCCCAAACCUCACUGUGCCUGGAACCUAAGGGUUAUCUGGGAUCUGGGACCCAUGUGUACCUCUGAUCAGGGUUGAGGGUGAGCCUGAGGGGAUGUGAACAGAAUAUGCCCCCUGUUGAACCUGGGUUGCAGCUAGAGUUGUUGGGGACUGGGGUACUCACAGCCUCAUCCCUCAGAUGCCCCAUGGUGUGGUCACUGCAAGGCACUAGCUCCUGAGUACAGCAAGGCAGCUGCCCUGCUGGCAGCUGAGUCAGCUGCGGUCACCUUGGCCAAGGUGGAUGGGCCUGCGGAACCAGAGCUGACCAAGGAGUUUGGAGUGGUAGGGUACCCUACACUCAAGUUCUUCCAGAAUGGAAACCGCACAAACCCAGAAGAAUACAUAGGUAUGAGGGCCCAAGACAGCUGAGGGCAUUGCUGAGUGGCUGAGGCGGCGAGUGGGGCCCAGCGCCACACGUCUGGAGGAUGAGGAAGGUGUCCAGGCACUGAUGGCCAAAUGGGAUAUGGUGGUCAUUGGCUUCUUUCAGGAUCUACAGGAAGAGGAUGUGGCAACUUUCCUGGCCUUGGCCAGGGAUGCUCUGGACAUGGCCUUUGGCUUCACUGACCAGCCACAGCUUUUUGAGAAGUUUGGCCUCACCAAGGACACUGUGGUCCUUUUCAAGAAGUUUGAUGAGGGUCGGGCCGACUUCCCGGUAGACAAGGAGGCUGGCCUGGACCUGGGGGACCUGUCCCGCUUCCUCAUCACACACAGCAUGCACCUGGUCACAGAAUUCAACAGCCAGACAUCACCUAAGAUCUUUGCAGCCAGGAUCCUCAACCACCUGCUGCUGUUUGUGAACCAGACACUAGCUCAGCACAGGGAGCUACUGACAGGCUUCAGGGAGGCAGCUCCUCCAUUCCGGGGACAGGUGUUGUUUGUGAUGGUGGAUGUGGCCGCUGACAACAGCCAUGUGCUAAAUUAUUUUGGCCUCAAGGCUGAGGAAGCCCCCACCCUGCGUCUGAUUAAUGUUGAGACUACCAAGAAGUAUGCACCUGCAGGGGUGAUACCCAUCACUGCAGCUUCUGUGGCUGCAUUCUGCCAGGCAGUCCUCCAUGGGGAAGUCAAGCACUAUCUCCUGAGCCAGGAGAUACCCCCCGACUGGGACCAGCGGCCAGUCAAGACUCUUGUGAGCAAGAAUUUUGAGCAGGUUGCCUUUGAUGAAACCAAGAAUGUGUUUGUCAAGUUCUAUGCCCCAUGGUGCAGCCACUGCAAGGAGAUGGCUCCAGCCUGGGAGGCACUGGCAGAGAAGUACAGGGAUCGUGAGGACAUUGUCAUUGCUGAGAUGGAUGCUACAGCUAACGAGCUGGAGGCCUUCUCUGUGCAUGGCUAUCCCACUCUCAAGUUCUUCCCUGCAGGACCUGACCGAAAGAUUAUAGAAUACAAAAGCACCAGGGACCUAGAGACAUUCUCCAAGUUCCUGGACAGAGGAGGUGACCUGCCUGAGGAAGAAUCCAAGGAGCCUGCAGUCUCUGCCCCAGAAGCACAACCCAAUUCCACCUUGGGUCCCAAGGAGGAGCUGUAGCCAUUGGGACACUGUAUUCCAGAGAGUGGUGUCCUCACUCAGGUGCAGGAGGGAGCUGUGCACUAUGAAUAAACAUGCUGUCCCAGA